GCUCCUCUCCAAAGAUUUCAAAAAUGGAGUCUCUCACAACUACUUACCCACUGAAAUACUCAGUGCCCAAGGCCAGGGUCUUUGUUGUCUUUCUGUCAAUGGUUUUGUGUACUGCCAUCCUCUGCCUGCUGCAACUCAGAUUUUUUAAACCUAAAAUCAAAGAUUUUUAUUCUUUUGAAGUCAAGGAUUCACGAGGAAGGAUUGUUUCCUUGGAGAAGUACAGAGGGAAAGCAACUUUGGUUGUAAACGUGGCCAGUUACUGCCAGCACACAGACAAAAAUUACAUCGCACUGCAAGAACUACACAGAGAGUUUGGUCCCUCCCACUUCACUGUGCUGGCUUUUCCCUGCAACCAGUUCGGAGAAUCAGAGCCUAGUUCAAGCCAGGAAAUAGAAUCUUUUGCCAAAGGAAACUAUGGAGUAACCUUCCCCGUUUUCCACAAAAUCAAGAUCCUAGGAUCAGAAGCAGAGCCCGCCUUUAAAUUUCUAAUAGACUCUUCAAAGAAAGAGCCUCGAUGGAAUUUCUGGAAGUACCUUGUCAGCCCUGAGGGUAAAGUUGUGAAAUUCUGGAGGCCUGAAGAGCCCAUAGAAAGCAUCAAGCCAGAAGUAGCAUCAUUAAUCAGGCAGAUUAUAAUGAAAAAAAGAGAAGACCUCUGAAAAAGCCGUUCAUACUGUGAAUCCAUUCAACAGCUAGUAACAAACAGAUUUUGAUAUUCCAUUAAUACAUAAUUUCCCUGACUGAAAGACAUGGGGCCCAGAGGCAUUGUACAAGGUUUUUAGAGACAAAUGCAACUGAAGAUACCAGCUUUGCAAUUUCUUCUCGAGGAAGAUUACUGAAUUGUGAAGCUGUCACUUAGUUGUAAAAAAUUGUACAUAUAAAAUUAUUAAAAGAAAAAAUUAAAAAUUG
Phalacrocorax carbo (great cormorant) is the source of this 906-nucleotide messenger RNA. The record is from RefSeq and is a predicted model, not a curated record. NCBI's taxonomy places the organism in Eukaryota, Metazoa, Chordata, Aves, Suliformes, Phalacrocoracidae.